CGCACGGGUGGAAGGUACAGCGAGGACCUGGGAGCCCGGCGGCGCAGGGCUGUUGGAGGUGGACGUCCGGCAGAGGGAGCGGCCUCCUGGGGCAGGGAGUCCUCGGGGACUCCUUGUUCCCCGCCACCCCUCCGCCAAGGUGAGGAGAGCAGAGCGUGCCCGGAGCACCGGCGCCGGGGAGGGACCUGCGCAUGCGUGGGAAGAGGUUUUGGCGUCGCCCUCGUCGCCCAGGUAACCCUGACCCGCAGGUGCCCGCAUGGCCUCCGGCACUGGAGGGAGCUGGGGUCAGGCCCCACCGCAGAGUGCCGCCCGGACGCCCUGGGUGACAGUCCUGCAGCCCGUCGCGUGGGCAGUCCCACAGCCAACCCCGCAGCCGGGUGGAUUGAAGGAAGACCUGCUGGAACUGAUGUUGCUGCAGAACGCGCAGAUGCACCAGCUGCUGCUGAGCGGGCUGGUGGCCGCAGCGCUCAACCAAGGACCAGUGUCUCGCCACCCGCAGGUCUACCUGGAGGGUCAACAGGAGGAGGAGGAGGAGGAGGAGGAGGAGGAGAUGCAAGCUCUGGAGGAAGGGCCUUUGGUGAUUCACCACCACUACCUGCCCUGCCCAAUGCCCAUGCUGGGCCCCUUGCUACCCUGGCCGGUCCCUUCCCCUUCCCUCCCCCAACAUCAGCCCCACUUGCAGGACACAGCCAGGAUUCAGCACUGCCCUCCUGCCUCUCGGAAAAGGGGAGGGAGAGCUGUAACCGUGCCUCCACCCCCACCUCCCAGUGCCACAGGCACUGUGGAUGCGGAUGUGCCCCCCGCUUCAGGUAGGGGCAGGGCGGGUGGGCAGUGGGGCCCAGGGAUGGGUCAGGAGGCCAGGAGGGCCAUGUUGGGGGCCGGGGAGCACCUGUCAUCACUGCUGCAGGCCACUGGCCUGUCCCCUUUCCUUUCGCUCCUUGGGGCCCUGUUAGGCAGGCGGGAGCCAAGACACAGGUGCCGUCUCUCCCCAGACUACUAUGAUGCAGAGAGCCUACCAUGAGGACAGACACCGGCCCUGGGACCCUGCCAGCUUCAUUACAGAGCUGGAAAGAGCCCUGGAGCCCCCGAGUGCCCCUCUAGAGCCUACGACUCUGCACCCAUGCCUGGCAGCCCUCCCCAACCCCCUCCCAACCCCUCAACCACAGCUAGGCCCUCUCCUGUGUGAAUCAAAACCCUCUUCACCACAUGGAGACCUUGAACUGGUCUCAGCUCUGCCCCGGAGUACAGGCCCCUCUAAGCGCAUCCAGAGCUGGGAAGCCGCCGCCAGUUGGGGGCCUUGGGGGUCUGGGAACCAGAGCCCUCCCUUGACCUCCUCCACUCACCCCUAUCUGGGAUGGCAGUGCUGUCGGGUCUUGGUGGCCUAAAGACAGAGCAGGAGGUAAGGGGAGGACGGCUUUUGUUGUGCAAGGCUCUUUGAAGGCCUAGAGUGAUGGGAGAGAGGCCUGGCUCAGAGGGUCCUGGAGCUGAGCCAGUUCCCUUGGGCCCACCCUUGCCACAGGAAGCUGGCUCUUUUGGCCAAAAGAAGCCAGAGCCGUCCUGCUCCAAGCAGGAGUGGCCUGAGGUCCCCGAGUACCAAGUAGGAACAGAACGUCUUUCUGCCCUCCUGGGCCAGGGCGUGUCUCCCCCAGUGUCCCUCAGCAGAAAUGAGUCACUCAGGGCUCCACGAGGAUGGGUGUCUGGUGCCUGGGCUGGUCAGCAUGGGGACACCCCAGGGCC
Lutra lutra (Eurasian river otter) is the source of this 1737-nucleotide messenger RNA. It is a transcript of the gene PRR29, whose product is annotated as proline rich 29. Lineage: Eukaryota; Metazoa; Chordata; Mammalia; Carnivora; Mustelidae. The transcript has 5 exons. The record is from RefSeq and is a predicted model, not a curated record. The coding region runs from base 257 to 1021 and encodes 254 amino acids.